Molecule: messenger RNA, 681 nt
Organism: Symbiodinium necroappetens
Lineage: Eukaryota; Dinophyceae; Suessiales; Symbiodiniaceae
Source: the annotation of a GenBank genome assembly
GUGCAGCUGCUUCUUGGUGGGUUUGGCGGCACGUACAAAAAGCAGUUGAAGCAAGUCUCGAAGGUCCAGGAUCUCGUCUCGAAGAACCACGGCCUAGAAGAGGUUGACAAGCUCUGGAGCUCGAUCGUCGAGUUGUUCGAGGCAAAGUUCACCUCCCCCAACGAGCAGAUGGAGAAUUACCUGCAAAAGAUCAUCCAGGCCAGCUGGAUGGUUGGAUUCGAUACUGCUGCUCACUACUUCGGCUUCUUGCCGAAUGGGCUAGCAAGCAUGAGACUCCUUUGCUCAGGUGAGAUGCUGUGGCUGCUUUUCGACAUGAGGCAGCUUUCAGCUGCCAUGAAGGUCAUCCUGGAGAAGGAUGACCAUGGAGGAAUCGAAGGUGUAACCGAGUUUGUGAAGAACUUGGACGAGAAGGGCGUCGCAAUGUUGGCAAAGCACGGUUGCACAGUUCACAUGAUCCAGCAAGGGCCAGGGCAAGUUCUUUUCAUCCCCACAGGUUGGUUUGCCGUGGAACGAUGUGUCAAGGGCUUGCUAGUGUAUGGGAUUCGAAAGACUUUCAUUUAUCCUAGCCAAAAAGCUUCCAGCAACUACGAGAUCCUCCAGGGCGUGCACGUGGAGUCGAAGAAGCCAGUGGACAAAAUGAGGGCGACGGCUGCUUUCAUCGCCCCUCCGGAUGAUGAUUGA